Messenger RNA from Penicillium taxi, 588 nucleotides. RefSeq names its product DNL-type zinc finger protein. Gene Ontology annotation, molecular function: protein-folding chaperone binding; zinc ion binding. Gene Ontology annotation, biological process: protein stabilization; protein import into mitochondrial matrix; protein folding. The record is from RefSeq and is a predicted model, not a curated record. NCBI's taxonomy places the organism in Eukaryota, Fungi, Ascomycota, Eurotiomycetes, Eurotiales, Aspergillaceae. Gene Ontology annotation, cellular component: mitochondrion. The transcript has a single exon. The coding region runs from base 1 to 588 and encodes 195 amino acids.
AUGCGACCUUUCACGCCACAGGGCCUUCGCCCACUCCGCUUGCUUCUUCCACAAUCUCCCAAACCCAUCGUGUCUACUCGCGCAGCUUUACCUCGCCUAUUCUCGUCAAAGGCUCUCCAAAAUCCCAUCUCAACCCCCACCGCUCGACAAAGGCAUGCUAUCCCAUCUAUAUAUCGAUCCAAAUCUACAUACCCGCGCCUCACAGAAGAUGCGGCGGAUACCCAAACCGAUGCUGAGCGGGAGCGCCAAAAUGCCGAGCGUCGUGCUAAAGAAGAAGCCUACCAAGUCACUUUCACCUGCAAACCGUGCGGUGAGCGCUCUACACACCGCAUGUCAAAGCAGGGAUACCACCGCGGAACGGUACUCAUUCAAUGCCCCUCGUGUGAAUCACGCCAUGUUAUGAGUGACCACCUGGGUAUCUUCUUCGAUAAGGGUACUACCUUGGAAGAUCUUCUUAAGGAAAAAGGUCAGGUGCUGACUCAUGGCCGAACGGAUGGCGAUAUGGAGUUUUGGGACGAUGGGUCCGUGAAUAAGGUUGACGAGAAUGGAGCUCGUCCAUUUGGGACGUCUGGUAAAGAGUCAUCUUAG